GGCCAAAGGGCAGCGGCAAGAGCUUGUCCUCACUGCGCUGUAGUUCGGUUGCAGGCUGCGAGUGUGUGCGCGGCGUCGCAGCUGUAGAUUUUUUUUUGGCGGGAUUGCACUGCAUUGCGCGUGGAGGGUGGCCAUCAUCCUUUGACCGGCGCCAUGGGUCUGUUUGGGGCUGCCCCGAAGAAGGUGGAAGAGCAACAGAAGUACUUCUCAGCCGUAGAUGGCAUCAAGCGGCUCUACAAGUCCCGUAUCCGCCCUGUUGAGGAACUCUACAAGUAUCAGGCCAUGAACUCGGCCACCCUGACUGAUGCCGACUUUGACGCCCGCCCACAAGUCCUGCUUUUGGGCCAGUACUCCGUGGGCAAGACGUCCUUCAUCAAGUAUUUGCUGGAGCGGGACUUUCCGGGUUCCCAUAUUGGACCCGAACCAACCACAGAUCGUUUCAUGGCCAUCAUGCACGGGCCAACCGAACGUGUCACGCCCGGCAACGCCCUUGCUGUGCAGGAAGACAAGCCUUUCCGCGGCCUCCAACAGUUUGGCACUUCUUUUCUCCAGCGCCUGGAAUGCUCGCAAUGCGACUCUGAGAUUCUCAAGUCGGUCACUUUUGUGGACAGCCCUGGCGUUUUGAGCGGCGAGAAACAACGCAUUGGUCGGGCCUAUGACUUUGUCAAGGUUGUUGAAUGGUUUGCACAAAAGUCAGACUUGAUUAUUCUGCUUUUUGAUGCGCAUAAGCUGGACAUUUCCGAUGAAUUCAAACGCACCAUCGUUGCUCUGAAGCAGCACGAUGAGAAAAUCCGCGUGGUACUCAACAAGGCUGACAGCGUCAGCGAGCAGCAACUCAUGCGCGUUUAUGGCGCCCUGAUGUGGUCCCUUGGCAAGGUGUCGCAGACGCCAGAGGUCAAGCGAGUCUACAUCUCAUCCUUCUGGGAAUACCCGCUGCGUGACGGUUCCAAUGUUGAACUCUUUGAAAAGGAGCGUGAUGACCUUUUGCGAGAGUUGCGUGAUCUCCCACGUUACGCUGCCGUGCGCAAGAUCAACGAGCUUGUAAAGCGAACUCGCUACGUCAAGGUUCAUGCCUUGCUCAUCGGCCACAUCAAGUCAUUGAUGCCCACCAUGUGGGGCAAGCAGUCGAAGCAACAAUGGAUCAUCAACAACAUGCGCGAGAUCUUCCGAUCCGUUCAGCGCGAGCAUCAACUGCCCAUGGGUGAUUUUCCCAACAUUGAGCACUUUAUCACCUGCAUUAAAGACUACGAUUUCAGCCGCUUUCCCAAGGUUGACAUGGCGCUGAUUGAAUCCAUGGACCAAGUUUUGGCCCGCGACGUUCCUGCCAUCAUGAACGACUUUCCACCGGAGCGAGAGGAUGCAGCACAGAUGGCGCGUGCGGCCGCCAGUCACGAACCUACAGCUGCUUCAUCUUCCGCCGCUGCUUCAUCGGGUGCACCCCCGGCCGGAAGCAACCCCUUUGACCCUUUUGGCACUGCGACAACCAGCGUGUCAACGGAGUGGAUCAUCACCAUGAGCAAACAGGCCGAGUACCGCAACAUCUUUGCAUCGGCUGGUCCCGUUGAUGGCAAGCUUUCUGGUGCCUCGGCCAAGGAGGUCUUGGUCAAAUCGCGCCUUGACCCAUCCGUCUUGGGACGCAUUUGGACACUAUCUGACAUUGAUAGCGAUGGCUACCUGGACGAGGAAGAGUUUUGCGUUGCGAUGCAUCUGUGUCACGAAUGCCUGGGCGGUCAAGAACUGCCCAGCAAGUUGCCCGACCUGUUGGUGCCACCCACCAAACGCCACAUUGAUAGUGCCUGCUAG
Molecule: messenger RNA, 1803 nt
Organism: Monosiga brevicollis MX1
Lineage: Eukaryota; Choanoflagellata; Craspedida; Salpingoecidae
Exons: 17
Coding region: 154-1803 (549 amino acids)
Biological process (GO): clathrin-dependent synaptic vesicle endocytosis; endosomal transport
Cellular component (GO): clathrin-coated pit; cytoplasm; intracellular vesicle
Molecular function (GO): protein binding; calcium ion binding; molecular adaptor activity
Source: RefSeq, a predicted model, not a curated record